GAUUUUUGAGGUUAAACCCUACGUGGUCAUUCAGUCCGGCUAACGACUAGUCAUGAACAAUGCUCAGCUCCGGCGAACCCUUUCUCAUGUCCUCCAUGCAUCCCAUUAUUUCUCUCCCUCUCCUCUCCCGAAACCAUAUCAUCUUCCAUACUCCACCAUAUCCUCAAGGCAUCGCGUCCUACAAUUCUCCAACGCCGCCAUCAGCGGCGGCUGAAUCAGAACUCGCCACCUCCUCUUCCUCCAUAGACGAUUCCAGGAAGGCCGAUCUCUCUUUCGAAGAUGUCAGCAAUAAAGAGCUGAAUGGCCUUAUCGAACAAUACUUCAAAGGGGACGAACAAAUACUUCCUUCGAUUAUGGAGGCUAUCAUGAAGCGAGGGCUUUCGAGGAAGCAUGAAGAGACGGAUGAUGAGUUGAUGGACGAGCUCCGGAUGGUGCCGCUGGAGAACGUCACGAACGCCGAGUUCGAAUCCGACUUUGAGGAGCUCCACGAGACCGAUGAGGAGAUUGACGACCUCUAUAAUGCGCGUGAUUACGUCCAGAAGAAGAUGAUGAAGGAUGAAUUUUUUAACAUGGAUGAUCGAAAGUGGGAUGAAAUGAUCAAAGAGGCAACAGAGCAGGGCUUCCUGAAGGAUACUAGGGAAUGUGAGCAAAUACUUGAGGAUAUGCUCAGCUGGGACAAGCUCCUUCCUGAUGAGAUAAAGGAAAAAGUUGAGGCCAGGUAUAAGGAGUUAGAAGACAUGGUUGGAGAAGGAAAAUUAGAACCUGUGGAAGCUUACAGAAUGUUCAAAGAAUUUGAAGACCGAAUGGUUCUUGAAUGCCAAGAAAUCAUGGCAGCAGAAGAGCCUCCCCCUGAUGAAAGUGAAACUAUCGAAUCAAAUGACAAGAAGAAGAUAGUUUUGGAUGAUCCACCUGGUGAAGGACCAAUCCUAAGGUGGGAAUCUCGUGUUGUAUUUGCUCCAGGUGGUGAUGCAUGGCAUCCAAAAAAUAGAAAAGUCAAACUUUCUGUCACUGUAAAGGAACUGGGGCUUUCGAAGCAUGCAUUCCGCAGAUUAAGAGAGGUAGUUGGAAAGAGAUAUCAUGCUGGAAAAGAUGAGCUAACAAUCACUAGUGAGAGAUUUGAACAUCGUGAAGAAAAUAGGAAGGACUGCCUUAGAACACUCUAUGCAUUGAUUGAAGAUGCAGCAAAAGCAGAUAAAUUGGUGGAGAAGGCCAGAAAUGCUUAUGUCAAGGAUCGUCUUAAAUCCAACCCCAAGUUUAUGGAGAGAUUGAAGAUUGUCAUGGCUUCCAAGGUUCAGGGAUCUCAACAAGAUGGUUUCCUUUGCAAUUAAUGUUGGCGUUAGCUUCUCUGCUGAUGUGCAGUUUUGUCUGUUUGUGGCUUAUUUAAUUCUUUCCGAAUUGAUUCGGAAGGAAAUGUGUAUGGUACAGUUUGUGAUACAUUAGCUCCCAAAAUUUUUUAAAAUUAUUUCAAACUAUAGUUUAGAUUUCUUAGAUUUAUUAUUUUUUUUUGGAUGAUUUCAAGCUCUAUUUGAACGUAGCAAGCUUUACUUAGGAUAUGAUGUUAUGUUUAGGGUUGUAGACGAAGUGAGCCAAGUCGA
Phalaenopsis equestris is the source of this 1595-nucleotide messenger RNA. RefSeq lists its product as uncharacterized. Gene Ontology annotation, biological process: mitochondrial translation. The record is from RefSeq and is a predicted model, not a curated record. Gene Ontology annotation, molecular function: structural constituent of ribosome. NCBI's taxonomy places the organism in Eukaryota, Viridiplantae, Streptophyta, Magnoliopsida, Asparagales, Orchidaceae. Gene Ontology annotation, cellular component: mitochondrial small ribosomal subunit.